Messenger RNA from Lindgomyces ingoldianus, 1427 nucleotides. RefSeq lists its product as uncharacterized. NCBI's taxonomy places the organism in Eukaryota, Fungi, Ascomycota, Dothideomycetes, Pleosporales, Lindgomycetaceae. The record is from RefSeq and is a predicted model, not a curated record. The transcript has 3 exons. Bases 153 to 1427 code for a protein of 424 amino acids.
CGCGGACCCAGCCUGAUGACAUUCACUGUUCGCUCCAUCUGCGCCCAACUGGCUGCUCGAAACCAGACCGACGCUUCUUUCUCCACGACAAUAGUAAUGACGUAGCUUCAAUGCCUACUGGGAACGAUAGAACUUGAGAAAUCACCGCCAUCAUGGGCUGCGGAAGUAGUACACCAGCGAACCCAAAAAUCGAAGUACCCAAGAGCGAAUGGGACCGCCUCCAAAAUUCCAACGCGCAGCUGAAGAGCCACAAAACUGCCUCCCUCGCUGAGAUCGAACGUUUAAAAGGGGAUCUCAUGCAGAUCAAUAUACUUCUAUUGUCCUUUAAUGAGCGAUACCACGUGAAACCUUCGUCGAGCGGCGGCAUCAAGCUGGAUGACGUCUUUGAGGCAUAUUCAUCACUUGGCCGGCGCUACGCGGACCUGACAGAGCAGAAAAAGCAGGUAGAUAAGGACUUCGAGAGGCAAAUCGAAGAUUUCAAUCGACUGGUUGACACGAUCCAACAGAAGGAGCGCGAAUUUCAGGAUCGCAUGAGAAAAAUGGAAGAGAAGUCGAGAAGGGAGCUGGACGCGAUGGAAAGGGAGGUUCGGGAGCUGGAGAAGAAGCUGAUCAUGGGCGGGGAUUAUUUCCAGCCGAAGCCGGACUCGGAACUGAGACAGCAGUUCAGCGACCUUCAAGCAAAAGUGAGAAGUUUCGCGGAGAACAGUGUGCCGGCGGACGAGGCUAUCCGGCAAGCAUUUGCUGAAGACUUGGGGCGCAAGUUUCAGCACCCAAUCCACAUCCCACACCUGAAAUACUUCUCGGAGGAGGCCCUUUGGGCCGUACUAAUAGACAAGGUGUUUUCGACGCCGUUCAAGGUCUUCGGCACACACGGUGACAAUAUGCUUCACCCCUGGCUCAACUUCUUUGCGGACGGACAAUUUGAGCGAGGGUCUGUAACGACAUGGCCUCCACCGAACUCUUUUUCCGAAAGGUGGAGGUCUCUGACCGUUGGUAAUCUUGCCGUCGCCGUUCGAGGCCAACGUACUGGCGAAGGCGCGAGCGAAAUUCAAUUGUCGUAUAGGUCCAAUCGCAACGAUGUAGUCGAUGCUCUGCGAAAACUGUAUCGCCAUAGUUCCACGGCCGACAUGGUCGACAUGCCAGAGAGUAUUACAGACCUUGCCUGCGAAAUUGCAAUGACAUGGGGGGCUGAGCGCUACCGAAUCCAGCCAGCGAUUCCUCCAAGGGGCACAUGGGUCUCAAAGGAUGACCUCUCCCUACGCCGUAUAGAAGUUCGUAACCCAGGGGAUAAUGUGGAAUGUACCGUUGGUGUGGUGAUAUCCCCGGGUUUGGAGAAGGGCGGUGUUGGAGACGGGAAUGCGCAGUCUUUUGAUGGACCACUUCGAACCCUCAUCCCACCGCAUGUCUAUACAUUCUCGCAGAUUUGA